UUUGCUGCAUUUGCUGUAUUUACAGCGCGUGCAUCUGCAAAGGUUUAAUGUUUGUUCUCUUUGAUACCGCGUCGAUUCAAUUGACAGGCCCCGCUUUGUUCCUGGUCCGGUCAGCCUUAACGGGCAGAUACAUAAUUGGAGGCAAAUCAUAAUCGCAACACAAACAUCAAAUCCAUCCUUUCCCUCAAACCACCUUUUCUAAGACUCAUCAUCAUGGAAAACGGCACAUUACCGACAACUUCCCAGGGAGAAGGCAAGGAUCCCUCUGGUUUCCUUUCCGACAUCAUCGGCAAUCCUGUCACCGUCAAACUAAAUUCUGGUGUUGUCUACAAGGGCGAACUACAAUCUGUUGAUGGAUACAUGAACAUCGCCCUAGAAAAGACCGAGGAGUAUGUGAACGGAGUGAAGCGGAGAACGUACGGAGAUGCCUUCGUCAGAGGCAAUAAUGUCAUGUACAUCUCGGCCGACUCAUAGCUUAACCCCUCAUUAAGCCAUUUCCGAUAAGAGGUAUUUUUGGGAUCAUUUCCCUCCGGACGUUGGGGUUUUCGAGGCAUGAAGUGUCGCUUUCAUUUGGACCGGGCUGCAUACUUCAUAUAUAGUAUCACGAAGACCUGGCG
This is a messenger RNA of Hypoxylon trugodes, 617 nucleotides long. Its product is annotated as U6 snRNA-associated Sm-like protein LSm6. Lineage: Eukaryota; Fungi; Ascomycota; Sordariomycetes; Xylariales; Hypoxylaceae. Gene Ontology annotation, molecular function: RNA binding. The transcript is spliced from 4 exons. Bases 214 to 474 code for a protein of 86 amino acids. The record is from RefSeq and is a predicted model, not a curated record. Gene Ontology annotation, cellular component: U6 snRNP; sno(s)RNA-containing ribonucleoprotein complex; nucleolus. Gene Ontology annotation, biological process: maturation of SSU-rRNA; mRNA splicing, via spliceosome.